AUGUCAUCCUCAUCAAAUUCAAGUGAAAUUGACUCUACAACUUCCUCUGAUAUUAAUAGGCAAAGAGAGUUCGAACAGGCCAUCGAGCAGCUUCAGCUAAUCAUUUCAGUUGUGGCAUUACCUUUCUUUGGAAAAUGGCUUGGUAGAAAGUUCAGCUUCUGGAUCUACUCACGCUUUAAACUAUUCGGCUGGUCUUCGAAUCUUCUGUUUGGUCCAAAGGUUGCAUUAAGCUCAAAACUAAGUUAA
Molecule: messenger RNA, 246 nt
Organism: Wallemia ichthyophaga EXF-994
Lineage: Eukaryota; Fungi; Basidiomycota; Wallemiomycetes; Wallemiales; Wallemiaceae
Exons: 3
Coding region: 1-246 (81 amino acids)
Biological process (GO): protein insertion into mitochondrial outer membrane; mitochondrial outer membrane translocase complex assembly
Cellular component (GO): mitochondrial outer membrane
Source: RefSeq, a predicted model, not a curated record